CUUUGAGAAAUAUGUUAAAUAAUGGAUAACUUUAUCAAAUAGAUCAUUGUUCUCAUAGUGAUCUUAAACAUCAAUAUAUCUUACUCAUUCUUAUCAUUUGUGCAUUUUUUUAUAUAUUUCUUGAUGCACAUGACUUUCCCUUGCAAAUAUUUGAUUUGCAAUCCAGGGGAUAGUCUAGUUCUUUCAAAUUAUUGAUUUCAAUUACUUUUGAAUAAUCUUCUAGAGUUUCAAGUCAAUCAAUAACUUCGUAUCUUUUAAUACUCUUCUAGAGUUUCAAACAUAUUUAUACCUUUAAUCUCAACUUGAAAUCAUUGUUUACAAAUGUGUCGACACCCCAAAGGUGGCAAAGAAUUUGUCAACAUAUUGCCAUGAGAAGUUUGGCUCUUUCAACCAAUGAUUCUUUGUCAGAAGACAUGAAGCUAUCAUUGGAAGAUAUUCUAGAUCGACAGGACCUUAGGCGGGCUUCAUGACUUCAUGUCAAUGGCUGUGUUGUUGUUUACGAUCCCACAAUGGCAGCUGUUUGGAACACGAGCGAAUCGGUCUCCUUGAGCUCAAAUCCUCGCUCAACGAUCCAUUGAGCGGCCAUUGGAAUGGAGUUCGUUGCAAUCCCACCAUAGGGAAAGUCACUAAGCUCAGUCUUUCCAAUUCCAACUACGCCAACUCAUCAACUAGGCCGAAUUUGAAUACUUCCUUGUUCCUUCCUUUCCAAGACUACUUGAGAGUGCUUACAGUGCACAAUAUCCUUGGUUGUAUGGAGAAUGAAGGGUGGGCUCCUGGUUUGGAACGUCUUGAAAUAGAUGACUCCAUCAUCGUUGCAUGCAACACCUUCCUUGAGAUCCUUGGCACCAAAAUGACCAAUCUUACUUUCUUGACGAUUCAUGGAGGGUCGAGUCUAAGCUCCACUAUUCCUCAAGAUUUCAACAUGAAGGGAGCAGUUGGCUUCCCGUGGUGGUUGCUGGCUAACAACACAUACUUACAGUUUCUAGAUUCUCCAACUGUUCACUUUCAGGGCAUUUUCAGUUGCCGACGAUCCCCCAUCAUCGACACCACCGAAUUUAUGGAAAUCUAAUCAGUUUAGAUAUCUCUAGCAAUGACUUCUUGCCUAGCCCGCUCCCACAUGAUAUUUGCACUUUCUUUCCCAAUAUACAAGCUCCAUUUUUACCUGACAAUAAUUUCUUUGGCAAAAUACCUUCUUGCGGAUAUUAAUUAUUUAGUCAUCAAGUAAUUAAUUCUUUGUCCUCC
Messenger RNA from Linum tenue, 1242 nucleotides. The record is from the annotation of a GenBank genome assembly. NCBI's taxonomy places the organism in Eukaryota, Viridiplantae, Streptophyta, Magnoliopsida, Malpighiales, Linaceae.